CUUACAUAAGCAUCUCCCCGCCGUCUUGAUCAGUAGUUGGACGGUCUCUACUGCGAUUGGCUCCGAUUUUUGACCCUGUACGUACGAACCUUGUACGGUUGUUGUGGCACUGAAAUCCACACGAUCCCACAAUCCAUUCUGCUAGGGGCUGGGACUGUCUAUAUACUUUGUUUUCAGGCUGGGACGUUUGUUUUUUUGGUUUGGUUUGGUUCGAUGUCGCGACGUUUUAUACACGCUUUCAACGUGUUCACAUUGCGAAGACCGUUCCUUGCACCUGUGAUCACUACUUUUACUCUGUUUGGUGCGGGGGAUGUCCUGGCUCAGCAAGGGGUCGAGAGGAAAGGAAAGGAUCACGAUUUUUUGCGGACAGCACGGCUUGCUAGCUAUGGUGGAUUCAUAUUUGCACCCAUUGCUUCGAAAUGUCUCCGACUCCUAGAGCAUUUACCUGUCAGGAGCAAACCGGCAUUGAUUGCUAGUCGAGUCGCUCUUGAUCAAUUUGUCUUUUCACCUAUUAUUGUUGGUGUAUUCUUUACGUGCACAACAUUGAUGGAGGGGAAGACACUCAAGGAUGCAGAAAUGAAACUAGAAACGACAUAUAAACGGACCCUUGUUGCCAACUGGAAACUCUUUAUCCCUUUCCAAAUGCUAAAUUUGCUGGUCCCGAUGCAUCACAGGCUAUUGGCUGUUAAUGUCGUCUCUUUAUUUUGGAACGCUUAUCUUUCUCUCAUGGCAUCAAGUUCGCACAUAUCUGCCGCGAAACCUGAAGCAUUGGCAUAG
This is a messenger RNA of Cantharellus anzutake, 777 nucleotides long. RefSeq lists its product as uncharacterized. The record is from RefSeq and is a predicted model, not a curated record. Bases 214 to 777 code for a protein of 187 amino acids. The transcript has 9 exons. Lineage: Eukaryota; Fungi; Basidiomycota; Agaricomycetes; Cantharellales; Hydnaceae. Gene Ontology annotation, cellular component: membrane; cytoplasm; mitochondrion.